Molecule: messenger RNA, 1033 nt
Organism: Calliphora vicina (urban bluebottle blowfly)
Lineage: Eukaryota; Metazoa; Arthropoda; Insecta; Diptera; Calliphoridae
Product: hydroxysteroid dehydrogenase-like protein 2
Exons: 3
Coding region: 74-931 (285 amino acids)
Cellular component (GO): mitochondrion
Source: RefSeq, a predicted model, not a curated record
AUAACGAUUAACCAUUGUCAAUGUUUACUUGACAAUCAUUUAACAGUUUAUUUUGAAAAGGAAAAUCAGAAAUAUGCAAAAUAACGGUAGUUUAAAAGGCAAGACCUUAUUUAUUACGGGUGCGUCUAGAGGUAUUGGCAAGGCUAUAGCGUUAAAAGCCGCUCGUGAUGGUGCCAAUGUUGUGAUUGCAGCUAAAACUGCUGAUCCCCAUCCCAAAUUGGCUGGAACAAUUUACACAGCUGCCGAAGAAAUUGAAAAGGCUGGUGGCAAGGCUUUGGCUUGUAUUGUAGAUGUUCGUAAUGAAGAACAAGUAAAGUCUGCUGUUAAGGCUGCCGUGCAUAAAUUUGGUGGCAUUGAUAUUCUAAUAAACAAUGCUAGUGCCAUUUCAUUGACUGGUACUCUGGAUACUGAAAUGAAACGUUAUGACCUUAUGCAUAAUAUAAAUACCCGAGGAACAUUUUUGGUAUCCAAGGAAUGUUUACCAUAUUUAUUGAAAAGUAAACAUGGCCACAUCUUAAACAUUUCUCCACCUUUAAGUAUGAAAGCUAUGUGGUUUGGUAAUCAUGUUGCUUAUACUAUUGCCAAAUAUGGCAUGUCAAUGUGCGUUUUGGGUAUGGCCGAAGAGUUCAAAGAUCGCAACGUGGCUGUCAAUGCUUUGUGGCCACAAACGGCUAUUCAUACAGCAGCUAUUGAAAUGCUAAAUGGGCCUGAUAGUUCUAAAUAUGCACGUAAACCGGAUAUUAUGGCAGAUGCCGCUUAUGCUAUACUUUGUAAAGCUCCUUCUCAUGCUGCUACUGGUCAAUUCUAUAUUGAUGAGGAGGUUUUGCACAAGGAGGGAAUUCGUGAUUUCAAACAAUAUGCCUGUGAUCCAUCUAAUGCUGAUAAUUUGCAACAAGAUUUCUUUUUGGAUAAUGUAGUAUCAAAGUUGUAAAUAUUUUAUUUAUUAAAAAAUGUAUUUAAUUUUUUUCAGAAAUUGUAUUUUUUACUAUUAUCUUUGUAUAUAAAAAUAAAAAACUUAAAAGAAAAAGAUAAA